Molecule: messenger RNA, 2372 nt
Organism: Cylicocyclus nassatus
Lineage: Eukaryota; Metazoa; Nematoda; Chromadorea; Rhabditida; Strongylidae
Source: the annotation of a GenBank genome assembly
GUGAUUGCGUACAUACGGUAAAGCAGUUUUAUUUUUGAAAUGCGAGGCUGAAAAUGGGAUAUUGUGAGCUUUGUGGCAGCGUAUAUCCAGAUGGAGGACAGUCACAAACCAUCCACGAGUCCGGAAAACGACAUCAAAAAGCUGUUGAACGGCACAUGCAAGCCGCUGAACUUCCAAAAAAGACAGUGUUCGUGGCACUGGCAUCAAAAGGAGAGGCAGGCUACAGCUCAGUAAAUUCUGACUUGUUGAAGGCGGCUUUUAGCACCUUUGGAGAAGUCACACAUGUUUCGUGUGGGUUCCUUCAAGAUCAUGCUUUUGUUGAGUUCGCCACUGAGGAGGCCGUUGAGAAGGCCAAAGCUGCUAAAUCUUUGAAAAUCAAUGAACAUCUUACUGGAGUCAUCUACGAACGUCGGAUCACUUUUCAAGAUGAUCAUCCUGGCUCUUCUCUAGAUAUUGAAGAGAUCGUUCAACAUAUAAAAGAUCCUGCGUGUCAGGGCUUUAUCACUCAUGUUGACAGAAUAGCCUCUGCUAUAGGGACUACGGAGGCAGAGAUGUCGCGUCGUGCCGCUCUCUGUAAGCGUUUUGAAGAUCUUCUCAAGCGCUAUAUCAUAGAUCCUACCGUAGUGCAGUUCGGUUCUGCAAUAACUGGGGUUGGCACCAAUGAUUCCGAUAUGGAUCUAUGUCUUCUAUUCAAACAAGAGACCGCGCUUAUGUCUGAAUUUGUUCGUGAUGUGAACGAGUUGCUUUCGUGCCCAGCCGAAAACUUCCGAGAGAAUCUUGUACACCCCGAUGAAUUGCGCGCUCUUUCUAGACGAGAUCAGACUGAUGUGCUCUUUCGCAUACUCAAAGAGAUGAGGAGGGAAAAGUGUGGCUUUUUCAAAAGCUUAUAUGCCGUUUCUGAUGCGCGCUGUCCGGUGAUAAGAUUUUCUGCGUACGACAGACAUUUGGUUGAGUUAUCCGUGAACAAUAGCAUAGGCUAUCAGAAAUCUGCAUAUCUGGGAGCAUUGGUGCAAAGUGAUCAGUCUGAAUUUCUUCGCAAGAUGAUACUUGCCUUGCGCUUUUGGGCCAUGUCGAACGGAGUGUUUAAAUCCGAAAGGAAAAAGACUUGGAACCUCAAUUCAUACACGAUAACGUUGAUGUUUGUGAUCUUUUUACAAUCGGAAGGACUUUUACCAGUCUUCACGCAUUCGCAGACUCCGGAGUAUGCGAGCGAUAACAGAGUCGAUUUUGCAGUUCCACCCUAUUCUCUAGCAGACGUGGAUAUGAGAAAGUUAUUCAGAAAGUUUUUCGUAUUUUGCGUAGAAAACCAACUGGAAAAAUCAGUUUUCUCACUGAGGAAGGGAGGGUUGGUGCCUUUGGCUGACUUGGAGGGGCAGAUGAAUUCCAAGCCACAAUCGGUGCUUUUUGUGCAGGAUCCGAUAGAGGUGUCUGAUAAUGUAGCAAAGAAUGUAACUAGUAAAGCAGUAAAAACAAUGAGACAUGCAAUGAUGCUUUCACUUGCUGCGCUCAAGCAGAACGCUGAUUCUUUUGCUGUGAUGUUAGGUGUACUGAAGCCGAGUGAGACUACGACUUCACCUGCACCCACCACGCCUGCUACAGAGGGUUCAUGUCGCGUCUCUGAAUUCCCAGAAACGGUAGACGAUUGUGCAAUGGAGACGUUGAUGCAGAUUAUCCUGCUCAUAAUUUUACGAUGUGAGACUCCAGCCAUGCCUGCAAAAAGGGCUAGAUUUGAUUGCGAUGCUGCUGAUCUCGGUCUAUUCGAGACUCCCAGGAGACUUUGGAUCUCAAGAAGGACUCUGAGAAAGAAGUGGAGCGCAGUACUUGAGCCAGACGAACAAUUUCCUCUACUUAUUGAAGCUCUUGUUUCUAAUUCUCUCUAUUCAUCCACACCCAGCGACUGCAUCUUACAAUUCCAAGCGUUUUUCGAUUUUCACGGGGAUUCGCUUUGGGUCGGCUUGAAACUUGUCGAUGGUGAAAUGGUUGAUGUUGUGAAUGUGGCCCACUUCAUUGAACAAAUGCUUACAAAGACGAAAGAUUAUCUCGCAUCCAACGGAAAUUUGGAUUUGAAGCAGUUCUCAUUAGAGGAGUUCCAGAAAAAAUUCGAUGGUAUCUUCAAUAGUAAGAGAGCUUUAGCAAUCUAGUAUACGUGCUCAUUGUUUUAUUUUUGAAGUUUUUGAUUUCAGAGUUUUUAUAUUUUUUUACUCGUGUGCGGGUUUUAUAAGAUCUUCGUUUUGACUCGAAAGAACCUCUUACAUUUGUGUUUUCUCUAAUUAACUUUCCUCAGUUUUUUUUCGUACGCGAAUUGACCUCGCUUGAAUAAAUUCAACAAAUGGAAUUUUUUUAGCAUUUCUGUGAGUUUUGAUAUAGACAGC